GGGGGUGGGUGUUAGGUGGAUAGAUGAUCUGGAAGGGAGGAAAAUGUUGAACAUAAAUGAUGGCGUGGAAUGGCAAGACUGGGGAUGACAAAAACGAGUAUAUAGAGUUACAAAAUGGAAAGGUGGGAUAUUUCUUAGAGCUCUUCGAAAUGUAAAGCAACCUUACGUGUAUUCUAGCACAAGGUUUAUCAUCAGGAGGUAAGACCAGGUACUAGUCAAAUGCGAAGGGGAGAAAUAAAACUGGGAGCCGAGGGAUGCUAGGGGGUGGGUGGAAAGAUGGAGAAGGUCUAGUGAGAAAGGAGUUCGCAUUUGAGAAGUGUUUCAAAGUGAAUGAUAGGCUAGCCAAUUUACCUUACCCCAGGAAAGGAAGCAAGUGACUAUAUAGGUAGCAUGUAGGAGGGGGGGGGAGGAAGUCUUCGUAUUUUUAAAGAACAGGAUGGGGGUCAGUGCUUAACUUGGAGAGGUGGUCCUACAUAAUUUUUUAUUAUUUGAAGCUCGUUCCCCCCCCCUCCCCUCCUGAUUAUUAUUGCACAGUCCCAAAGUCAGACGUUUUUGUAGCCAAAUCCGAUAAUAAACGUCCUGUAGACUGGUAGAAUACUGCAAUGGCAUGGCUACGAUGGUGGCUAUCUCCACUCCAUAAAGAGAUAAUGUUAAGGCUCCGAUUAGAGCAAUGGCAGAAGGCGGAAAACUAUAGCGAAAACGCAAUAACAUGUCAACACAAGUAUGCCGGCAGCGUUAGCUGCCAUUGUUCCAAGAAUGUUUGCAAAAGACAACAACAAGGGAGUACAAAUACAACAACUCCCUCGGGGUCAAAAGCUUUAGUGUAAAAACAGGUGUUGUGUACGAGGUUUGGGACGCAUGAAGACAUUAACUUUGUUCGUAAAACAAAAGACAAUAGUUAUCCAUGUGCCAUCUUGUGAUGUUAUAUUAAUACUCUGUUGGAUUUUACGGCGUCUUGUUGCCAUAGUUGGAGUACUUAAGCCGGUACUCCUUCUCGCUCAUAGCCACACUGCUUCAUCCUUCUGCGGUAGAGUUACAGAUUUAACCUCAAGGACAGGUUAGCACCAUGAAGUUUAGUACCACGUGGCUGCUUCUGGUAUUUCUCGGGACAUGUCUCGCCUUGGUCAGCGCGCGCACAAUUCCAAAAGCAAAGUACGCUGUCCUGUUCGACGCGGGCUCAAGCGGGACCCGCUGUAAAGUGUACAAACUAAUUCAACGCCAAACUCUACACGUACGGGACGUAACGCAACUCAACGUGCCUAAACCAAAUAAAGCAAAGCCUGGACUCAGUAGCUUCGGUGAGAGCCCUGCCGGGGUCGGUCCUUAUUUGCAGACUCUGAUUGAGGGCGCUAAGAAAGUUGUCCCUGUUCAGUACCAGGCCCAGACCCCCGUGUAUUUGUUUGCUACCGCGGGCAUGCGUCUUCUCCCGGUCGACCAGAAAAUCGCUGUCAUAAAUGAAGUGAACAACUUUCUACGUGAUUCGAAAAAGUCUCCAUUCGCGUUUAAGAAGGGUAAUGCAAAGGUAAUCAGCGGAAUUGACGAAGCCACUUAUGACUGGGUGACAGUAAACUUUCUGAUGGGCGCGUUGACCGGGGAGUCAGACACCGAGUACGGAGUACUAGACAUGGGUGGAGCAUCGACUCAGAAUGCCUUCGACACAAACAACACACAGCAUAUCACUGUCGUGCUAGACUUGACAAAGGGAAUGCUCCCACUUUACGCACACAGUUACUUGGGGUACGGGGAGCAAGAGGCCCGCAAAAGGUUCAUAAGAUUCUUGGUGAAUAACCGAAGGCAUAACCGUAAAGUAAUUACUAAUCCUUGCUACAACUCUAACUUUGAGAAAAGAGUCGAAGUCGAUGGCGCCGAGUAUCUGAUGAGAGGAGGGUUCAACCCUCAAAUGUGCCAUAUGAUUAUCAAGAGCCUCUUUUUCUGUUUAUCAAGCAAGAAGGACAAUUGCCCAUUCCACCAGCAGCCACGCUUGAAAGGCAAAUUCUACAGUUUUAGUUUAUUCACGUAUGCUUUCCGAGAGACCGGAGUGGUGUCGAAAAAUGGUGAGAGAAUUGACAUGGAGACUCUGAAGCGUAAGAUGUUGUCGUUCUGUGGUCGUGAUCUGACGGAGAAAGAGCUAGCAAAUAAAUACACGACCCCGAGAUGUUUCCAACUGAACUUCAUCUACAGCAUGCUUACCGACGGCUAUCGUGUCGACAACUCCUUUGAGCUCUACAAUGGCGAAAGCAUCAACGGACUCGAUCUUAAUUGGACCCUGGGUGCGAUGCUUAGCGCGCUUAAGGUGCUAUAGAUAGAAGGGAAGACUGACUCAGUCAGUCUUUUCAGUUCAGCUAUCUGAGAAGUGAAGACAGAGGGAAAACGAUGUUUAGUGAGAAAGUUAAUAAAGAACUUCAGAGCAUUAAUAAUACAUGUAUGGUGUCACUUAAAUGAGGAAAUCAUUUAAAACUGUUCAAUAGGCUUAUGCACAAAUUAAAACACAGAAUAGACUUGAUGUCCUAGGAUACUCUAUAAUGACGUUAGCAAAACUUCUUGGCCCAGAUGAUAGAUUGAUUGCAAGGAGAUUGAAAUAGGGUUCUAUUAUACGUUAUAAAUUUUGCUAAGUAGUAAAAGAGAAAGUGAGUGCAAUUGCUUA
Nematostella vectensis (starlet sea anemone) is the source of this 2644-nucleotide messenger RNA. RefSeq names its product ectonucleoside triphosphate diphosphohydrolase 1. The transcript is spliced from 4 exons. Gene Ontology annotation, biological process: nucleoside diphosphate catabolic process. Bases 1067 to 2302 code for a protein of 411 amino acids. NCBI's taxonomy places the organism in Eukaryota, Metazoa, Cnidaria, Anthozoa, Actiniaria, Edwardsiidae. Gene Ontology annotation, molecular function: UDP phosphatase activity; GDP phosphatase activity. Gene Ontology annotation, cellular component: membrane. The record is from RefSeq and is a predicted model, not a curated record.